UCCAGCCGAGAAGGAAGCGGAAGGCCGGGCGUGCGCGUCGAAAGUUUGUGGUAUCUCCGGAGUAGCCGCGUCCUUCAGGGAGGGUUGUGACAGGCGCUUUCCCUGCAUUUUAUUUUUAGGUGGGAACAAGCAGUGCCCGCGCGCUGCUGUGCACCGACGGGCAUAGGGGUAGCCCCGCAGCUACUGUGCCCGAGAAGUGGGUGCGGGCAUUUCUUCCAGUUGUAGGAGACGCAGCCCCGUCGGUGCUUCUCGGGAAGCUGCGUUGUAACCGGACUAAAACCGCCUCUGCCCCGCUGGCGCUCCGCUUCCAUUCCAGGCCUCUUCCCAACCCCCGCUAGGCCUGACAGACUGUUCAGUUUUAUGUUGGAGAUGUCAGUACUGAGCGUUUUGGAGAACUGCAGGAAGCUGCACAGGCCUUGAUUUAUGCUGGGAUGGCAGGGUCCAACUUGGAAAAUAUUCAAGAAAAAAUAAAUGAGUACUUGGAGAGAGUUCAAGCUCUCCAUUCAGCAGUUCAGUCACAGAACACAGACCCUCUGAAGUCAAAACAACAGUUGGACUUGGAGCGUGCUCACUUCCUAGUUACACAAGCUUUUGAUGAAGAUGAUAAAGGCAAUGCAGAAGAAGCUGUAGAGUUGUACACAGAAGCAGUGGAACUCUGUUUGAAAACAGCUACUGAAACAUCAGAAGCAGGUCUCCAAUCAAAACUGAAACAGCUGGCUCGACAAGCACUGGAUAGAGCAGAAGCACUGAAGGAAUCUGUGUCAAAGUCAUCUCAGAAGGAGAAGUCAACUACAGUUAAACCAAAUCAACCAGUCAGAACAUUCUUUCCAUUGGGACCUGAUUUUUCUUUAAAUGAUAAACCACAGACAAUAAGAGCAGUACAAGCUAGUGAACCUCAAGGUCAGAGGUACACUGCGGAGGAGAUUGAAGUACUCCGGAAAACUUCAAAAAUUAAUGGCAUUGAAUAUGUACCUUUCAUGAGUGUUGAUCUGAGGGAACGCUUUGCCUUCCCUAUGCCAUUUUCUGAUAAAUGUGGGAAGUUACCAUUAUCUCCCAAACAGAAAGCGAUGUUUGCCAAGUGGGUGCGACCAGAUGACAUAACAAAUAACCCUACAAUGAUUUAUACUGUAUCAAGUUUCAGCAUAAAGCAGACAAUAGUGUCAGAUUGUUCUUUUGUGGCGUCACUUGCUAUCAGUGCAGCAUACGAAAGAAGAUAUAACAAAAAAUUGAUCACAAGUAUAAUUUACCCUCAGAAUAAGAAGGGAGAACCAGAAUAUAAUCCAUGUGGCAAAUACAUGGUGAAGCUUCAUAUCAAUGGUGUACCUAGAAAGGUAAUCAUAGAUGACCAGUUACCUGUUGAUCAUAGUGGGGAACUUCUCUGCUCUUAUUCUAACAAUAAGAAUGAGUUAUGGGUAUCACUAAUAGAAAAGGCUUAUAUGAAGGUCAUGGGAGGAUAUGAUUUUCCUGGAUCAAAUUCUAAUAUUGAUCUCCAUGCACUGACUGGUUGGAUACCUGAAAGAAUUGCUAUGCACUCUGACAAUCAAGCUUUCAACAAAGAUAGUACUUUCAGAAUGCUUUAUCAGAGAUUUCAUAAGGGAGAUGUCCUUAUCACAACAGCAACAGGGGUGAUGUCUGAAGAGGAAGGAGAAAAAUGGGGUUUAGUUCCAACCCAUGCGUAUGCUGUCUUGGAUAUAAGAGAAUAUAAGGGACUUCGAUUUCUUCAGUUGAAAAAUCCCUGGAGCCACUUGCGUUGGAAAGGACGAUACAGUGAAAAUGACACAAGAAAUUGGACCCCAGAUUUACAAAAAUACUUGAACUUUGAUCCAAGAACAGCUCAGAAAAUAGACAAUGGCAUUUUCUGGAUUUCCUGGGAGGACCUGUGCCAGUACUAUGAUGUUAUUUAUUUGAGUUGGAACCCAAGUCUUUUCAAAGAAUCUACGUGUAUUCACAGUACUUGGGAGGCAAAGCAAGGUCCGGUGAAGGAUGCCUACAGCCUGGCCAACAACCCUCAGUACAAGCUAGAGGUCCAGUGUCCGCAGGGCGGUGCUGCUGUCUGGGUUCUGCUCAGCCGCCACAUCACAGAUAAGGAUGACUUUGCACACAAUCGGGAAUUCAUUACAAUGGUUGUAUACAAGACUGAUGGCAAAAAAGUUUAUUAUCCAGCUGAUCCUCCUCCAUAUAUUGAUGGUAUUCGCAUCAACAGUCCUCAUUAUCUGACCAAGAUAAAGCUGACCUCUCCAGGGUCCCAUACAUUUACCUUAGUGGUAUCCCAGUAUGAGAAACAAAACACUAUUCAUUACACCAUCAGGGUGUAUUCCUUGUGCAAGUUCACCUUUUCCAAGAUUCCUACACCUUACACCAUUUCCAAACGGGUUAAUGGACAGUGGAAAGGUCACAGUGCUGGAGGAUGUGGAAAUUUCAGAGACACCUACAAAAAUAACCCCAUUUAUCAGUUCCAACUGGACAAGAAUGGGCCCUUAUUAAUUGAGCUACGGGGACCAAGGCAAUACAGUGUUGGUUUUGAACUUGUCACAGUCUCAACAGUAGGAGAUCCUGCUUCCUGUGGCUUUCAGAAAAAGAGCAGUGGUGACUACAGGUGUGGAUUUUGCUACUUGGAAGUGGAGAACGUAUUUGCUGGAGUUUACAACAUUAUCCCAACCACAUUCUUGCCUCAACAAGAGGGUCCUUUUUUCUUAGACUUUAACAGUGCUACUUCUCUUAAGGUAUCACAGCUGCAGUGAGGAGCCGGGUUAAUGCAUUACUGUUUGAGUUGGGUUUGAUCUGUCCUAGAGCCUGAGAACAGGUGAAUAACUCUUACUACACAUAUGCAUAAUAAAAAAUGACAUCCUAAGUUGUAGCCAAAAGCAUGGAAUCACCGAUGGCCAGUUAGUUGUGGUGGACAGCUGUGAGCUUUGCUGCUAUGGUAUUGGAGUGAGUGCUGCUCAACAGGCUUGUGAAUGGGCUAAAUACUUCUAUUCAAAUGAACAGACAGAACUCAAUUUAUUGCAAUUUUUCCACAGUUCAAAUCACAGUCUAGUGAGUUAAGAGAAAAACUAGCGUUGAAAUUCUCCCAGAACACAGGGUAUGUGGGUUUAAUAUUUUUUUUAUUCUUAAAAGUAAACAUGUAAGAAAGAAAUAUUCUUGUGUAUUCUGCUUAUUCAGCCUCAGGACCAAAUAGCUUUUACUACAUAUUUGUGCUGCUGUCUUAAAUGUUUUCAGCAUUGAACUAGUUCUCACAUCUAAAUGUAAACUUACUACUGCUGAGCAUGUAGUAUUCCAGACUAACAUGUUCAGCUUAUCUAGAAUAUGUAUAUAGGAGUAAAGGAAAAGGAAGAUUUCAGCUUUAGCUGUUUCUAAAAGAAAAAAAAAUGUCUUCACUCAUCUUACAUGUACUCUGAGAGCUGUUAUUUCAUGUCUGAAUUACUUUAGCACAUAACAUUACAGCACAAGGCACUGUGGCUUUCCUCCUACUGGCUGCAAGACCUGCUUGAUGCAGAUCAGCAGCAAGAAGAGAUGAGCCAGCAGUAGCAUACAGACAGUGCAGCACAGCCUGCGUAUAGCAGGUGGGGAAGGUUUUCAUCUGAAGCUGCAUUGUAAGAUUCCCUGUAUCUACUGAGAUAGCCUCAUUUGCUGGUGAGAGGAGGUAGGGAACUACCCAUCACCAGCAUCCCAGCUAAGAAAUGUUUUAUUCUUGUCAUUUUCAUAAGUACUCAGCCUGUAGGGCAAGGAUCAUUUAAACCUCUCCCCAUAAUAAACCACAGCUGCACUUGCUGAUCCCAUUAUGCAAGACUUAUUUGCAAAGGUACUUUUUUUCAUGUAAGUUGAAACCAGUGAAUGAGUUGAGCACUUGGCUAGUGUCAUUAAGAGUCAGAGUUCUUAAGAACACAGCAGAAGUGGGAUUACUGCAGAACAAGAUUCUCUUUAGAAGCCUGCUGUGUGUACUCUUCCUCUAGAAGAUCUAUAUACUUUAUAUCUGAAGAGGAUUAAAGAUAACAUGAGUUUUUAAUUUA
This is a messenger RNA of Athene cunicularia (burrowing owl), 4010 nucleotides long. RefSeq names its product calpain 7 (gene CAPN7). NCBI's taxonomy places the organism in Eukaryota, Metazoa, Chordata, Aves, Strigiformes, Strigidae. The record is from RefSeq and is a predicted model, not a curated record. Bases 432 to 2741 code for a protein of 769 amino acids. Gene Ontology annotation, biological process: proteolysis. Gene Ontology annotation, molecular function: calcium-dependent cysteine-type endopeptidase activity. The transcript is spliced from 21 exons.